Messenger RNA from Priapulus caudatus, 1047 nucleotides. RefSeq lists its product as uncharacterized. NCBI's taxonomy places the organism in Eukaryota, Metazoa, Priapulida, Priapulimorpha, Priapulimorphida, Priapulidae. The coding region runs from base 19 to 708 and encodes 229 amino acids. The transcript has 2 exons. The record is from RefSeq and is a predicted model, not a curated record.
AUUGGCCAUGGCAACAGAAUGUUCUCCCAAGCAACAGACGGAAGUAGCGACGAGGAGGACAAGUUUUUUCCCGUCCUAAUUACACACGAGGACCAGACAACAGGGCUCAUCACGACGUCAUUUCUGGACAUGCCAGUUGUAAAUUCGGCGACGGGUGAGAACAUUGCAGAGGCAUUGAGAGAUUCUCUAUCUCAGUGUGAUUUAAGCCUACAGCAGUGCUUGUCAUUUUCAUCCGACAACGCCUCUGUCAUGACUGGCCGUCACAAGGGUGUCCUGGGCUAUCUACACCAGCGGAACAAGGCGAUCUACCUGAUGGGCUGUCCCUGUCACCUGAGUGCCCUGGCCGCCAAGACAGGUGGGAAGGCACUGAAAUCUUUUGACCCGGAGGAUUUUGUCAUCGACUUAUUCUACCAUUUUGAUAAGAGUGCGAAAAGGAAGCAUCUCCUGAGGGAGUUACUCGUCUUCUGUGAUGUUUCUGUGCGAAAAGUGCUGAAGCAUGUGUCCACCCGCUGGUUGAGCCUUCACAAGUGUUUGGAGAGGAGCCUCGAUCUUUGGGACGGACUGCGCUCGUAUUUCCUGACCCACUUCGAUGAUGACGGUGAUGAUGAUGAGUAUGACGACGCAUCGCGAAGAGGGAAGGAGCCGCAGAAGCGGAAGAGGUAUGUCACAAUGAUAGAUAUAAAACUGAAUAAAGAUAAUGUAUGCUGAUAACUAAGUUAUAGUGAUGGUCUCGCUUCCAUUAAUGACUAAAUAUAAAUAAAUGUUUAAAUAUAUUUUAAUCAAAGGGAACCAAAUAAAACUUCUAUAUUGUACAUGUGCAUAUUCAUAUUUAGGUCUGAGGUUUGUACAGUGUGCACUUGUUUUCAGGACGUCCAAGACCAAAGGUGGGCCUCGAGAACAACGACUUGUGGCAGUCUUCAAAGAUCCGACAUCGCAGCUGUAUAUCCACUUUCUGCAUGCUGUACUGCCGAACUUCGACGUGUUCAACACACUAUUACAGUCAGAGGCCCCAAUGAUCCACAGACUGUACCCGUCGAUGGUGAAGCU